Molecule: messenger RNA, 1410 nt
Organism: Entamoeba invadens IP1
Lineage: Eukaryota; Evosea; Mastigamoebida; Endamoebidae
Exons: 4
Coding region: 1-1410 (469 amino acids)
Cellular component (GO): cytosol; nucleus
Molecular function (GO): protein phosphatase regulator activity; protein phosphatase binding
Source: RefSeq, a predicted model, not a curated record
AUGAGUAACCGUGUGGCCAUCCAAAUACCAUCAGAGAUUAACUCCGUCUUACUCUCACAGAACUGUACGUUGGAACGCUUACUCUCAAUGCCGGAAUUACAAUCGGAGCUUCGAUACAACAAGCGCCUUCAACGAUUUAUUUGUGAUGAAAGUGUGUUACAACAACUCUUUAAAAACAUAUUAGACGAUUCAAACCCAAAACUCCAGUCGCAAGCAACUAAAGUCGUCUGCGCUAAUGUCCUAGCGAUCACCGAAAACAUCUUUUACUUUCCUAAUUUGAUCUCAUCGCUCCUUCAAGAGUUCAUUACAUCAAAGAGUAAUGUGACAAUAUCGUCUAUAUCGAAGGUACUUACUGUAUUACUUGAUAUCCCAACGUCUAAUGUAUUUGAAAUGAUGAAGUCAAUGAAUGACAUAGUUUGCAUCUUACUCUCACACAUUGCGAAUUAUGAGUUGAAAAAUUUUAUUAAAGAAAUUGUCAAAAUAACGAGUGAAGACGGGUCGAACACACUUGGAGCGCUGUAUCUCUAUUCACAGAACAUUGUUAGACUCCUUGUUUCAAAGUUUCUUGAAACAAUAAGAAGUGAAUUGCCUGAUGAAGAAGUGCUGGAGAAUAUUGUCGACGUUUUGCAAGCAAUUUCUUCAAUUAACGGGUGCGAGGAAAGGUUUGUGGCUGACAUUAACUCAUGCCAGAAGAUCAAAGAACUCUUCGACACCAUUUUUGAUGCAAAGAGCAAAAGUACCAAAGCGAUUGGGUUUAAACUCCUUUCGAUAUGCUUGACACAAUCUAGUGUAGUGUAUGGACUCUGUGAGUGUCAGAGAAAUGCACUUCCACAAGUGUACCAAUUACUCUUUGAACAUAUCGAAGAGUUGAAAAGGGAAAUGUUUUAUGAAAGUGGGUGUGUCACUGUUGUACGAAUGGAAUGCAUUAAAAUAGUGAACGCACUCACACUGUCCUAUUUCAAGGUCGUGUAUGAGGAAUUUGUCACUCACAAUGUCUUAGACAUUCUUUUAAAGAUCUUUUUUAGCUAUCAACACAACUGCACUUUGAUUCGUCAAGAUAUCUAUACGAUCGUCGAGGCGAUUGCUAGUCGGGGAAUUCCUAUUCUAGAAGAUCAAAUAUUCAACACGAAGUUUUAUAACAUGUUAAUUGAAGAAGAUAAGAAGUGUAUUCAAUACAAAGACAAGAACGGCUAUUACCCAGAACACCAAGGACUGUUAAUGGAAAUCAUGAACACUGUAUAUAUCUGUAUUUUGGAUGAGCCGGAAUUUGGAAGUGAAGACUUUGUUGAAUAUUACUCGAAAAGUGUCUCACAAAGAAGACUCAAUGGUGGUGAAGUGUCUUAUAAAAUACUAGAGAAAGACGAAGAAGAGAACAAAUGUAUUAUUGAUGUGUAUGAAGAAGACAUCUGA